Molecule: messenger RNA, 4338 nt
Organism: Carassius gibelio (silver crucian carp)
Lineage: Eukaryota; Metazoa; Chordata; Actinopteri; Cypriniformes; Cyprinidae
Product: vacuolar protein sorting-associated protein 45
Exons: 15
Coding region: 173-1879 (568 amino acids)
Biological process (GO): intracellular protein transport; vesicle-mediated transport
Cellular component (GO): Golgi membrane
Source: RefSeq, a predicted model, not a curated record
ACCGAGCGCUCCUAAACCGGAAAUAGUUGAAAACGCAGUGAGUUGUUUCCCAUUGUGUAUACGCGAGCAUACUAAUGAAAAUAGACCUUUAUCGUUCGUUAAACAUCUUUAAAACUAUCUUAUCAAUUGAGUCAUUCUCACUGACAUUUGGAACAUAAAUAUAACGACAAAUAUGAACGUGACUCUGGCUGUCAAGCAGUACAUUUCCAAAAUGAUAGAGAGCAGCGGACCCGGGAUGAAGGUGCUGCUGAUGGACAAGGAAACAACCAGUAUCGUGAGUGUAGUGUACACACAGUCUGAGAUUCUUCAGAGAGAAGUCUUCCUUUUUGAGCGCAUCGACUCACAAAACAGGGACAAUAUGAAGCACCUUAAGGCAAUCUGCUUUCUUCGGCCAACCAAGGAGAAUGUAGGGCACUUGAUUCAAGAGCUUCGUCGGCCCAAGUAUAGUGUUUACUUCAUCUAUUUCAGUAACGUGAUCAGUAAGAGUGAAAUAAAGGCUUUGGCUGAGGCAGAUGAACAGGAAGUAGUGGCAGAAGUGCAGGAGUUCUAUGGAGAUUUCAUUGCUGUGAACCCUCAUCUCUUCUCCCUAAACCUUCAAGGAGUAUCCAGGGGUCGCAGUUGGGAGCCCAGUGUAUUGCCUCGUGUUACUCAGGGUUUGACAUCAGUGUUGCUGGCCCUGAAGAAAUGCCCCAUGAUCCGCUACCAGCUCUCUUCUGACAUGUCCAAAAGGCUGGCAGAGUCCAUUAAACAAAUCAUUACUAAGGAGUAUGAACUCUUUGACUUCAGAAAAACAGAAGUUCCUCCACUUCUCCUAAUUUUAGACAGAAGUGAUGAUGCCAUUACUCCCCUUCUCAAUCAGUGGACAUAUCAGGCCAUGGUUCAUGAGCUACUGGGCCUCAAUAACAACCGCAUAGACCUGUCAAGAGUUCCUGGAAUCAGUAAGGACCUACGGGAGGUGGUCUUGUCUGCAGAAAAUGAUGAGUUUUAUGCAAAUAAUUUAUACCUGAAUUUUGGUGAGAUUGGAACAAACAUCAAGAACCUGAUGGAGGAUUUCCAGAAGAAAAAGCCCAAGGACAAACAAAAAUUAGAGUCCAUAUCUGACAUGAAGGCUUUUGUGGAUAAUUACCCACAGUUUAAGAAAAUGUCAGGCACGGUCUCGAAACACGUAACUGUGGUUGGGGAGCUGUCUCGCCUGGUCAGUGAAAGACAGCUGAUGGAGGUGUCCGAGGUGGAGCAGGAGCUGGCCUGCCAGAAUGACCACUCCAGUGCACAACAGAAUGUGAGGCGAUUAUUGCAGAAUCCUCGGCUUUCUGAAAUUGAUGCUGUGCGGCUGGUGAUGCUGUACGCGCUUCGCUAUGAGAAACACAACAGCAGUAUUCUCCCCAGCCUUAUGGAGGAGCUCAACCGCAAAGGGGCGUUAGAGAGACACCGCAAGAUGAUACAAGCCGUGGUGGAAUAUGGUGGCAAACGAGUCAGAGGAAGUGACCUCAUGGUUCCUACAGAUGCUGUGGCCAUAACCAAACAGUUUUUCAAAGGACUUAAGGGAGUUGAGAAUGUGUACGCACAGCAUCAGCCGCUACUACAUGACACGCUGGAUCAGCUGAUCAAGGGUCGUUUGAAGGACAGCCAGUUCCCCUACCUCGGGCCAAGUUCUCUUAGAGACAGACCUCAAGACAUUAUUGUCUUUAUUAUUGGUGGGGCCACUUAUGAGGAGGCAUUGACUGUUUAUAACCUGAACCGCACAAUGCCUGGGGUGCGCAUCGUACUCGGGGGCACAACCAUUCACAACACUAAGAGCUUUCUGGAGGAAGUAAUGCUUUCAGUAGGUUCAGGUGGUGACAGAACACGAGGAGGAGGGCGUCAGAUGAGCCGACGUUGAGCUGUUAUCAGCAUAUUAAUGUGCGCUGUCUGUCCUCUGAACCCUGAGCUGAGCACAUUUUUCUUCUUUGUUUCUCACCUGAUAUUCCUUGAAAAUGUUUUGGAUGUUUAAGUUAAGGAAAUUGUAGCAUUGCACGAUAAGGUUUAAUUCAUUAACAUUAUUGAACAAUUAAUAACAAUUUGAACAGCAUUUAUUAAUCUAAGUUCAUGUUAAUUGUAAUAAUGAAUUGUUAAAAAUUUAUCAACAUUAACCUAGAUUAAUAAAUAUUGUAAUAUCAUUCAUCUUUUUUAGUUCAUGAGACCUAAUGUGUUAACUAAUGUAAAUGAUUUGAAACGUAUCGUAAAGUGUUAUUAAAAAAUAUAUAUAAGGAGAAGUGUUGAUGAUGUGUGAAACACUGUAAAUGUGCAUAACUUUUGUGAUCAUAUGUAAAUAAUGUUUUAGAUGACCCAAAAAUGUUCACCGUAUCAGCAUUUUGUAUUAAUUUGCUUGGUGUUGCCUCGUUUGAUUGUUUCUGGACAGAUAACUACUGUAUGUUUCAAAAAAAAAAAUGUAUAUAUACAUAUCUUAUGAACAAAAAUGUAACAGGCUGUUUUGUGUGUAUAUAUUUAACUUUAGUUACAAUAAUGUCAAAUUGUUGAAUCAAAUGUUUCCAUCAAGGCUGGAAAAAUCAAACAAAAUCUGUUUGUUUCAAGCAAAAUUCUAAAACAUUUGUAUUUUAGAAAAAAAAGUGGUGAACUGUAUUCUUUGUUGUCAUUAUUUCAUCCCUAUCCAGCUAAAUUAAAAGACAUGCUGCAGAUAUGUAGACAUAUAUAAACUUGUCUUCUCGUAAUUAGCUAGAGCUUAUUAAUUCAAUCAGUGCACAAUAACUGUAAUAUUAAUGUCUAAUAUCAAAGUCUUUUAACAACUUGUAUAUGGCCUUUCAGUUAUAAAAUGUUUUAUGACAGUUCUUGGUAGAUAAAUUGCAACACACUAUCUUUGUACAGGUGCAUCUCAAUAAAUUUUAAUGUUGUGGAAAAGUUCAUUUAUUUCAGUAAUUCAACUCAAAUUGUGAAAAAUUGUGAAAACUUGUGUAUUAAAUAAAUUCAAUGCACACAGACUGAAUUAGUUAAAGUCUUAGGUUCUUUUAACUGUGAUGAUUUUGGCUCACAUUCUAACAAAAACCCACCAAAUUCACUAUCUCAGCAAAUUAGAAUACUUCAUAAGACCAAUAAAAAAAAUUAAAAUUUAGUGAAUUGUUGACCUUCUGGAGAGUAUGUUCAUUUACUGUACAUGUACUCAAUACUUGGUAGAGGCUCCUUUUGCUUUAAUUACUGCCUCAAUUCGGCGUGGCAUGGAGGUGAACAGUUUGUGGCACUGCUGAGGUGGUAUGGAAGCCCAGGUUUCUUUUACAGUGGCCUUCAGCUCAUCUACAUUUUUUGGUCUCUUGUUUCUCAUUUUCCUCUUGACAAUAGCCCAUAGAUUCUCUAUGGGGUUCAGGUCUGGUGAGUUUGCUGGCCAGUUAAUCACACCAACACCAUGGUCAUUUAACCAGCUUUUGGUGCUUUUGGCAGUUUGGGCAGGUGCCAAAUCCUGCUGGAAAAUGAAAUUAGUAUUUUCAAAAAAAACAAUGGACCGACACCAGCAGAUGACAUUGCACCCCAAAUCAUCGCCCCCUAAGUUUGUCUGUGAUUCAGCUAAUUUCUUGACACGUCUGUGUGUGGUGGCUCUUGAUGCCUUGACCCCAGCCUCAGUCCAUUCCUUGUGAAGUUCACUCAAAUUCUUGAAUCGAUUUUGCUUGACAAUCCUCUUAAGUCUGUGGUUCUCUCAGUUGGUUGUGCAUCUUUUUCUUCCACACUUUUUCCAUCCACUCAACUUUCUGUUAACAUGCUUGGAUACAGCACUCUGUGAACAGCCAGCUUAUUUGGCAAUGAAUGUUUGUGGCUUAUCUUCCUUGUGAAGGGUGUCAAUGGUUCUCUUCUGGACAACUGUCAGAUCAGCAGUCUUCCCCAUGAUUGUGUAGCCUAGUGAACCAAACUGAGAGACCAUUCUGAAGGCUCAGGAAACCUUUGCAUGUGUUUUGAGUUGAUUAGCUUAUUGGCAUGUCACCAUAUUCUAAUUUGUUGAGUGAAUUGGUGGGUUUUUGUUAAAUGUGAGCCAAAAUCAUCACAGUUAAAAGAACCAAAGACUUAAACUACUUUAGUCUGUGUGCAUUGAAUUUAUUUAAUACACAAAUUUCACAAUUUGAGAUGAAUUACUGAAAUAAACGAACUUUUCCACGACAUUCAAAUUUAUUGAGAUGCACAUGUAUAGUCUAAAUUGGGUAAAAUUUUAGCUUUGUAUAAAACCGCUUUAUUUUUAUAUCUUGGUGUCUUUUUUCGUAUGUCCUACUAAUUUCUUUGCCUUUAAAGAAAUGGACAGCAUAGUACAUGACAAUAUUUUAUAGUGGUCUUAAAUAAAUGAACAGAAAAAUUGGUAUCAAA